AUGAUAUUCGAUAACAAUACAAGUGAAUCAUUGUAUUCACAAAAUCCAGCAGAAAUUUUAUCAAAUCUUUAUUUAUCUUCUUAUAAACCAGCACAAGACUUGAUUCUCUUGAAACAAUUACAAAUCAAUUAUAUUCUCAAUUUAACCGGUUAUGAACAUAAUUCAAAUAAACUUCGCUUCGAAUUUGAUUAUCCACCUGAAAUUACAGUUAAACAUAUUAUAAUGGCUGAUGAAAUGAAAGUUAAAUUAUCUGAUCAUUUAAAUGAAGCAGUUGAGUUCAUUCAUAAUAAUAUUCAUAACAGUCCUUCUAAUAAACUUCUUGUACAUUGUGAAGCAGGAAUUAGUCGUUCUCCUACGAUAGUUAUUGCAUAUUUAAUGCGAUAUCAUAAUUACUCUCUUAAAACUGCCUAUAAUUAUGUGAAACAACGAAAGAACAAUAUAGGUCCUCAUGCUAGUUUUUUCGAACAAUUAAUUCAGUUUGAACAACAAUACAAGAAUACUCUUAUACCAUCAAUAUGUUUACAUGAUUAUUUAAUAGAACAAAUGUUAGAAGGUGCAGCUGUUGGAUUUACUCGCGAUGAAAUAUCAUUAGCAUUAAAGAAAACAAAUAAUCAAGUUAAUCAAGCAUAUAAUUUAUUAUUUUCGAGUAGAAAUUGA
Molecule: messenger RNA, 657 nt
Organism: Adineta steineri
Lineage: Eukaryota; Metazoa; Rotifera; Eurotatoria; Adinetida; Adinetidae
Source: the annotation of a GenBank genome assembly